GUGACCGACGUGACCGUUGUAUCGCCUGCAGUCUGUUUCAUUUAGAGAGAGAAAAGCCAUACUCUAGUUGAUUUAAAACCUUAAAGAGUAAACUGUCUAUACUGAAGAAACCGGAGAAGAUAAAGCGGAUUUCUCCGUCGGAUUCGAUAUGCAGCAGACUGUGGUCAUUUUUUUGCUGGCGUUCUCCACAGCCACCCAGGCUCUGGACAAUGGGGUGAUGAGAACCCCACCUAUGGGCUGGCUGGCAUGGGAACGGUACCGCUGUGACAUUGACUGUGACAAUGAUCCUCAAAACUGCAUUAGUGAGGUGCUGUUCAAGGACAUGGCGGACCGACUGGCUGAGGAUGGCUGGAGAGAGCUCGGAUAUGUCUAUAUCAAUAUUGAUGACUGCUGGGCAUUGAAGAGUAGAGAUGCACAAGGACGACUGCAGGCAGAUCCAAAAAGGUUCCCAAGUGGCAUUGCUAAACUGGCACGCUAUGUCCAUGACCGAGGGCUGAAGCUGGGCAUUUAUGGUGACUUGGGAACUUACACUUGUGCAGGAUACCCCGGCACAACCCUGGAUAAAAUUGAGACCGAUGCUCAGACCUUUGCUGAAUGGGAAGUUGACAUGCUUAAACUGGAUGGCUGCUACUCCAACUCUACUGAACAGGAGCAGGGCUACCCACGUAUGUCGAAAGCGCUUAAUGCCACCGGUCGUCAGAUCGGCUAUUCCUGCAGUUGGCCUGCUUAUCAGGGUGGGCUUCCUCCUAAAAUAAAUUACACUCUGCUUGGUGAGAUCUGUAACCUGUGGCGUAAUUAUGGUGAUAUUGAGGACUCAUGGGACAGCAUCCUGAACAUUGUGGACUGGUUUACAAAAAACCAGGAUAUCCUGCAGCCUGCUGCUGGACCAGGGCGCUGGAAUGACCCUGACAUGUUGGUGAUUGGAGAUUUUGGCCUGAGCAUGGACCAGUCUCGUUCACAGAUGGCUUUGUGGGCAAUCAUGGCAGCUCCUCUUUUUAUGUCUAAUGACCUGCGAACCCUAAACAGUGGGGCGCGUGCUAUUCUGCAGAACAAAGCUGUCAUCUCCAUCAACCAGGACCCCUUGGGCAUCCAAGGACGACGCCUGAUAAAGGAGGCAAAUCAAAUAGAGGUGUUCUGGCGUCCUUUGUCUAACAAAGCAAGUGCCUUGGUGUUCUUCAGCAGAAGAACUGAUAUGCCGUUUCGCUAUCGGACAUCUCUGAAGUUGCUCGACUACACACCUGGCAGCUAUCAGGUGUACGACGUGUUCAUGGAGAAGGCCAUGCCUGCACUGAAGGACACCACUGAGUUUGUCGUCUCCAUCAAUCCCUCAGGAGUGGUCAUGUGGUAUGUUGUUCCAUUAGCAGAGUGGCAGCAGCCCAACUUCCAUCAAGUCAAUAGAAAAUCUGAUUCUUUCAUUGUGUAAAAAAAAUCUCUUUACAUUUUUUUAAAGCAGUUCAGGCUAAAUGACAGAAUGAUUACUUAAAUGUAUUAGAAAAGCUCUUUGUUGACAAUUAAUGGGGAACAGGGAAAAACACAUUUUGUAUAAAAGACAUUGACCAAUGGGCCACGCCGUGUGACAGAAACGAUGCAGUAAACAGAAACCAGCCUUCAUUCAACAGUCACUGCUGACCAGGAUACAGAAACUGGAUAAAUUAACAACUUUAUCCCAGUCAAGAUCUCGAUGCGCACCGCAAUGGUACACAAUGGAUACUUGUUUUGGUUCAGUUAAUUAUUUAAACCAGUUUAUUUUUUUUAAACCUUAUUUUUGUUUUAUAAUCAUUUUAUUCAGCUCCCAAGAACACAUGGUUCACUUUGUAUGCUCAUCUCCAAGUUCUAAGCAAAUUACAUGUAUGCUCUCUUAGAUAGUGGUGCUUUUAAUAAUCUUUCACUUAACACUCAGGGAUAUUGGGACUAGUUUACAAUCAACACUUUUGCAAUGAUCAUCUGAACUGGAGUGAAUUUGAAUAUUGUGAUUUUGUAUUUUUUUAGUACGUGAUUGUGAUGACUUGCUGACUUUUUCUCCUUGUUUAAGUGACCUAAUGUCUCAGCACUCAUGAUGUAAAUGGGUGUAUUUGGAAAUCAUAAUUUUGUAUGUUUUUAAUUAAAUCUCUGAUCUUCUCACA
Molecule: messenger RNA, 2123 nt
Organism: Clarias gariepinus (North African catfish)
Lineage: Eukaryota; Metazoa; Chordata; Actinopteri; Siluriformes; Clariidae
Product: alpha-N-acetylgalactosaminidase-like
Exons: 9
Coding region: 149-1423 (424 amino acids)
Biological process (GO): glycoside catabolic process; glycosylceramide catabolic process; oligosaccharide metabolic process
Cellular component (GO): cytoplasm
Molecular function (GO): alpha-galactosidase activity
Source: RefSeq, a predicted model, not a curated record